GUCAGUCGCAUUCAGCGCGUUUUGAUUGUGUACAUGCGUAACACAACAGCGGUGCAGCAGCAGUGAGACUAAUGUCGAGAUAUAAAUAAAGCUUGGGAGCUCACAUUAUCAUUUAUUUACGUCACUUCGGCAUCAAAAGGUUACGUUAUCAUCUAAAGCGUCAUUGUAGCUGCUUGAGAUGGCCACAACAGAGAAAGAAACGCCGGCUAAAAAGGCUGCAGCUCCUUCAGUGUCCCAGAUAAAUGCAGAAUACGUCACACAGUUGGCGAAUAAAUACUGGGCUCCUCAUGCAAAGAACAAACUACCCUUUGACCCCAAGGUGAUGGAAGAUGUUUAUAAGAAAGAGAUCCUCGUGUCAAAGUUUGCCAUCAGAAAAAUCAUGUUGCUUGAGUUCAGCCAGUAUCUUGAGAACUACCUUUGGGUGAACUACACUCCUGAGGUGUCCAGCAAUGCCUACCUCAUGUCCAUAUGUUGCAUCGUCAAUGAAAAGUUCAGAGAGAAUGUUCCAGCGUGGGAGGUGUUCAAGAGGGCGCCCAGCCACUUCCCGUUCUUCUUUAAAUGUGUGAUGGAGGCUGUGUUGGCAGGGGAGGAUGCUGCUCUCACUCUGAAGGAACAAACUGUGCUGCUGGUUUUCUUGGACCACUGUUUCAACAGCCUGGAGGUAGAUUUGAUCAGAGAGCAGGUGCAGCAGCUCAUCUCUCUUCCAAUGUGGAUGUGCCUCCUACCAUCCAGACUCCAACAUGAGCUGAAAAAAGUCCCAAAGCUGCAGAAGUUCUGGAAUCUAAUCAAGAAGAAAUCUGAUCAAAUGGAUGCUGACGCAGCUGAGCAGGCGAAUAAAGAGAGGACUUUCCUCUCAGCUCUCAUUAAAAAGUUUCUUGGAGUUCUCAUGUCGAUUCCGCCAUCAGGCGCUGUAUCCAUGGACAAAAUACACUACUGCGAGAGAUUCAUUGAACUCAUGAUUGAUUUGGAGGCCCUGCUGCCCACCAGGCGCUGGUUCAACACAGUGUUAGACGACUCUCACCUGAUGGUGCGCUGCCACCUGUCCAGCCUCACCCAGAGAGAGAAGGAGGGGCACCUCUUCUGUCAGUUGCUGGACAUGCUGAAGUUUUACACCGGCUUCGAGAUCAGCGACCAGACAGGAAAUGCACUGACAGGGAAAGAGAUGACAACUCUGCACUAUGACCGGAUCCUCUCCCUGCAGAGGGCGGCGUUUGCUCAUUUCCCGGAGUUGCAAGACUUUGCUCUGGCCAACGUCGCAGCAGUGGACACUCGAGACUCCCUCACCAAACACUUUGGGCACCUCAGUCCCAAUACGCUCCACCGGGUGGCCUCGUACCUGUGUCUGCUGCCAGAGCUUUCCGAAGGCCAAGAUACCACCUAUGAGAAGGAGGUUCUCCUUGAGCUGCUGGUGUCCCGCCAUGAACGCAGAAUCUCUCAGAUUGAGCAACUUAACCAGAUGCCCCUUUAUCCAACAGAGAAGAUUAUCUGGGAUGAGAACAUUGUUCCGACGGAGUACUACUCAGGGGAAGGCUGCCUCGCACUACCCAAGCUGAAUCUCCAGUUCCUGACCCUCCAUGACUACCUGCUGAGGAACUUCAACCUCUUCCGUCUGGAGUCCACCUAUGAGAUCAGACAGGACAUAGAAGACGUGGUGUGGCGGAUGAAACCAUGGCAAUCGGAGUACGGAGGUGCGGUGUUCGGCGGCUGGGCCAGGAUGGCUCAGAACAUCACCGCUUUUUCCAUCGUGGAGGUUGCCAAGCCAAACAUCGGAGAGAGCUGGCCCGCCCGUGUGCGAGCCGAUGUUACUGUUAACCUCAAUGUUCAAGAUCAUAUCAAGCAUGAGUGGGAAGGCCUGCGGAAGCACGACGUUUGCUUUCUGGUCACGGUGCGGCCCAACCUGCCCUACGGCACGCGCUUUGACCGCCGCCAGCCUUUUGUGGAGCAGACUGGCCUGGUGUACGUGAGAGGCUGCGAGGUGCAGGGCAUGCUGGAUGAUAAGGGACGUGUCAUUGAAGAAGGACCUGAGCCAAAGCCUAAGCUGCGAGGAGACGCCCGAACCUUCCGUGUGUGGCUUGAUCCGAACCAGUAUCAACAGGACAUGACGAGCAGUAUUCAGAGCGGCAUAGAAGACCCGUACGAGACUUUCAACGUCAUCAUGAGACGCAAACCCAAGGAGAAUAAUUUCAAGGCGGUGCUAGAGACCAUCAGAAACCUGAUGAACACAGAGUGUGUGGUCCCAGACUGGCUUCACGACAUUAUCCUUGGCUAUGGUGACCCAGGCAGUGCCCACUACUCCAAGAUGCCAAACCAGAUCUCCACGUUGGACUUCAAUGACACCUUUCUGUCCCUGGACCAUUUAAGAUCCUGUUUCCCAGGUCACACCAUCAAAGUCACAGAGGACAAUCCUGAACUGCAGGUUUUCCCUUUCAGAAUCAAGUUUCCCAUCUCAAACAAAACAGACAAGGGAAAGAAAAGAAAGGCAGAUGAAGAAGAGAAAGAGGAAGACAGGACCUUGAUCGUCGAACCCUAUGUCACCCCAAACCGCGGGCCGUACCCCUACAACCAGCCCAAACGGAAUACAAUUCAGUUCACGCCUACUCAGAUUGAAGCCAUUCGAGCAGGGAUGCAGCCAGGACUCACCAUGGUUGUUGGACCACCAGGCACUGGAAAGACAGAUGUUGCUGUCCAGAUCAUCUCAAACCUCUAUCACAACUUUCCAGAGCAGAGGACCCUCAUAGUGACCCACUCCAACCAGGCUCUGAAUCAGCUGUUUGAAAAGAUCAUGGCUCUGGAUAUCGACGAGCGCCACCUCCUGCGUCUGGGCCACGGAGAAGAGGAAUUGGAGACGGAGAAAGAUUUUAGCAGAUAUGGAAGGGUCAACUAUGUCCUUGCUAGAAGACUGGAGCUCCUCAGGGAGGUGGGGAGGCUGCAAGAGAGCUUGGAUGUUCCAGGAGAUGUUUCUUACACCUGUGAGACCGCAGGACACUUCUACCUCUACCAGGUGAUAUCCCGCUGGGAAGAAUACAUGAGUAAAGUCCGUCCCAAACAGGGGAAGAAGGUGGACGCACAAGCUGUUGCUGCACAUUUUCCCUUCCCCAAGUACUUCUCCAACGCCCCCCAGCCCGUGUUCAAAGGCCGCUCAUAUGAAGAGGACAUGGACAUCGCAGAGGGCUGCUACCGCCACAUCAAGAAAAUAUUCACCCAGCUGGAGGAGUUCAGGGCCUUUGAGCUGCUCAGGAGUGGACUGGACCGCUCCAAAUACCUGCUGGUGAAGGAGGCCAAAAUCAUCGCCAUGACCUGUACACAUGCUGCACUCAAACGUCAUGACCUGGUGGAGCUGGGAUUUAAGUAUGACAACAUCCUGAUGGAGGAAGCUGCUCAGAUUCUGGAGAUUGAGACCUUCAUCCCCCUCCUGUUACAGAACCCAGAGGAUGGCUACAGCAGGCUAAAGCGUUGGAUCAUGAUUGGAGACCACCACCAGUUGCCUCCUGUCAUCAAGAACAUGGCCUUCCAGAAGUACUCCAACAUGGAGCAGUCUCUCUUCACCCGAUUUGUGCGCCUGGGAGUUCCCACCAUCGACCUUGAUGCACAGGGUCGUGCACGAGCAAGCCUUUGUAACCUGUACAACUGGCGUUACAAACACCUCGGUAACCUGCCUCAUGUCCAGCAACUGCCUGAGUUCCAGGUCCCCAACCCUGGCCUGACCUUUGACUUCCAGCUAAUUAAUGUGGAGGACUUCAAUGGCGUGGGAGAGUCCGAGCCCAACCCCUACUUCUACCAGAACCUGGGGGAGGCCGAGUACUGUGUGGCUUUGUACAUGUACAUGCGCCUGUUGGGUUACCCCGCAGACCGUAUCAGCAUCCUCACCACCUACAAUGGACAGAAACACCUGAUCAGAGACGUCAUCAACCAGCGCUGUGCCGGAAACCCCUUCUUCAGUCAGCCAAACAAGGUGACAACAGUGGACAGGUUCCAGGGCCAGCAGAAUGACUACAUCAUCCUCUCUCUGGUCCGCACCAAAGCCGUGGGACAUCUGAGGGAUGUGAGGCGUCUGGUGGUCGCCAUGUCGAGAGCCAGACUGGGUCUGUACAUCUUCGCUCGGGUGUCGCUGUUCCAAAACUGCUUCGAGCUGACUCCUGCCUUCAACCAGCUCACUGCCAGGCCUCUGCAGCUGCACAUCAGACCGCACGAGUACUACAGCCAGGAGCAGCCUAGAGAUGCUUCUGGACAGCCUGACCAAAUCAUCAAGAACAUGCCAGAGAUGGCCAAUCUGGUGUACAAUAUGUACAUGCACAUGAUCCAGACCUCCCAGAAGCACAGACAGCAACAACAGCAGCAACUGGCUCUGCCUCCGCAACAAGCCAAGACGGAUGCAGCGCCGGACAAAGAGCCGGUCAAGUCUGCGGAACCACAGGAAGAGACCCCGAUGGAACAGGACGCCCCGGAAGGAGAGUCAAAACCGGAACCAAAGUCUGAGGACAAGAGUGAGAUCAAAGAAAGUCCAGACACAGAGGAGCGCGCAAAAAAGAUGCCCGAGCAUCCCGGCAGAGACAGCGACAGUGACGGGGAGGAGAGUGGAGAGGAGAAGUAGAGCAUCUAGAUAUGGGACUACUUUCAAGUUAAAGCUUCACUCAGUAAGGGGGACCAGGUUGAAUGUCCCUCGGGAAAGUGGAAAAAUUAGUGUGCAGCCGUGAAUUUGUUUUCUACUGGAAGGCGAUAAUGGUGUAACUGUUUCAUGAAUUUUUCUAGAUGAUUUGAAUUUUGUAACCAUCAAUCCUUUUUUUAUUAAAAAAUAAAAGUCCUUCAUUGUC
Molecule: messenger RNA, 4811 nt
Organism: Labrus bergylta (ballan wrasse)
Lineage: Eukaryota; Metazoa; Chordata; Actinopteri; Labriformes; Labridae
Gene: aqr
Product: aquarius intron-binding spliceosomal factor
Biological process (GO): mRNA splicing, via spliceosome
Cellular component (GO): catalytic step 2 spliceosome
Molecular function (GO): mRNA binding; helicase activity
Source: RefSeq, a predicted model, not a curated record